Molecule: messenger RNA, 2390 nt
Organism: Acipenser ruthenus (sterlet)
Lineage: Eukaryota; Metazoa; Chordata; Actinopteri; Acipenseriformes; Acipenseridae
Product: neutral alpha-glucosidase AB-like
Exons: 5
Coding region: 30-533 (167 amino acids)
Biological process (GO): N-glycan processing
Cellular component (GO): glucosidase II complex
Molecular function (GO): glucan 1,3-alpha-glucosidase activity
Source: RefSeq, a predicted model, not a curated record
CUCUCUCUCUCUCUCUCAGGUCUGGUACGAUGUCCACCACUUACCAGAAGCACACUGCUCCCCAGAAUCUCUACAUCCCAGUCACCAUGAGCUCAAUCCCUGUGUUCCAGCGUGGCGGCACAAUUAUCCCACGCAAGGACCGAGUCCGCCGCUCCUCCGAGUGCAUGGCCGGAGACCCCUACACUCUCUACGUGGCUCUGAACCCGCAGAACGCUGCCAGCGGGGAGCUGUUUGUGGACGACGGACACACGUUCAGCUUCAAGACCAAGAAUCAAUACAUCCACCGCAAGUUCACCUUCGCAAACAACUCCCUGACUUCCAGCAACGCAGACCCCAGGGGUGAGUUCACAAGUGCAGCCUGGAUUGAGCGUGUGGUGAUCAUGGGGGCACAGAGACCCAGCGGCGUGCAGCUCCAGGGACCAGAGGGCAGCCAGACGGAUCUGGAGUUUGAGUUCGACUCGGAGACGUCUGUGUUAACCCUUCGCAAGCCGGCGGUCAGCGUGGGCUCGGACUGGAGCCUGGUCCUGCGGUAAUGAAGCCCCUCCCCUCUCCGCUGUGGCUGGGCGGGGCGCUGACCGAGGGGAGGAGUCUGGGGAGCAACGAGCAGGGAGGAGGAGGAGGAGGAGGAAAGCCUGAGCACAUCCGCUUGAGCGCUGGAACAAAUCAGAACUGAGAGAGAGAAACUAAACUAUGAUAGUAAUAAUAAUAACCAAAAUAAAAACUGGCAAUCCUGAGGCAGGUGCUUUUUAAUAAAUAAAUUUAAAUAAAUGUAUCAUUGAUCUCCGCUUGCAAAAGGGUUAUUAGUUGACACAGUGGUUAGCCAGCAUUAAUCAAGACUCCUGUUGCACAGCAGUGUGAUCCAGUCCUAGUUUCACUGGGAGUUUAAUAAUCAGACACACCUGAGCUUGUUAGUUAGACACACUGGGGACUGAUCAAGCUGGUAGUGGCGACACUGCUGUGCAAUAGGAGUCUUGUUUCCUGACUCUUCAGCACUGGGCUGUUUUCCGCGGAGGGGAGAGAACAGGAGCUGCAUGAAAAUCGGGAUGAAUAAUUUGUCAGGAUUUGAAUAUGCACUUCCAGCGACCUUUGAGUGGGAGAGAGAACUCUCUCACCGCAGCUUCUCUCUUCACAAUGAUUUCCAGGUGGCUGUGAAAGACAGAUCUCUCGUUUUCUGAAUGUUUUAAAAUAUUCAGAACGGGGCGGGUUGAGUUUCUAUUGCAGUUCUGAUUUGUGUUCCAGAUGGUUUGGGAUUAGAUUUUUUUUUUUAUUUUAAGCAACAUUUUGUUUAAAAGAUAAAUAAAUAAAUAAAUAAAUAAAUAAAUAAAUAAAUAAAUAAUUGGACGAUAAACCCUGUCGAUGCAUUCUACAGUUGUGUGUUUUAAAAAAUGUCAGAUUUCUUUUUUUUUUUUUUACAUCAUGGAUAAAAUUAGUCAGUUUACGUUGUUGCAUAUUAAUGACUGUGAAGCCCAAACGGUUUUUGUUUUUUUCCAUCCUUCAUGGCGAUUUGAUUGUUUUUUGGUUUUUUUUCUAACUUAGACCAUUUUGUUUGUUUUUUGUCUUGUCCUGUAAUUUUUACCUGUUCGAAGAGGCAUGUUUCUUCUGUUAUUGUACUCUGGACACUUAUUAGAAACCUUUCUCAGCGUCUUCAGUGUAAAUUCAAUGGCAAACGUUUCCACUAGAAGUCUUUCUCAGUGUCUUCAGUGUAAAUUCAAUGGCAAACGUUUCCACUAGAAGUCUUUCUCAGCGUCUUCAGUGUAAAUUCAAUGGCAAACGUUUCCACUAGAAGUCUUUCUCAGCAUCUUUAAUAGAUAUCACAAAAUAAUUAAAUUCAAUGACAAAUGUGUGUUUUUUUUUUAAUACUUCUAAUAGUAAUGUUUGUUUUUGAAUACAUUUUAUAACUUGUAUUUUUCGUGCAGCUGAGUGUUGGUAUCUAGCACUUACAAAAUAUGUUUGUUUCCCCUUCAUGUAAUGUACAUUCCAAUGGUUGCUGUAUUGUGGUUUAUGUGAUAGACCUUCACUGCCCCCUUCUGGCCAAAACAGUCACUGCACUCUGCUGAGCUUAAAAAAUAAGUUUUUAGUGUUUGUUCUUAGGGGUGUCGCAUUGCACUAAUGUCACGAUACCUGCCAUGGUUCUGAUGGUCUGUUUGUAUGAUAAUGACUUUGAAACUCGGUGUCCAGAGUACAUGCCCCCUCUUUUGAAAAAAUGUGUGUCCUGAUUUUAUAAUUGCAAUUUAAAAAAAAAAAAAAAAAAAAUUGGAAAAGUGUACUGGAUUUAAUUUUUUUUUUUUUUUUUUGGAUCAAUUUAAAGUCAAAUUUUGGGACCUUUUGAUAAAUAGAGCAAGAGACUAUCCAAUAAAAUGAAACUAAUAAAAUAAAAAAUAAAACAUGAA